Caenorhabditis remanei is the source of this 1566-nucleotide messenger RNA. RefSeq lists its product as uncharacterized. The transcript is spliced from 6 exons. The record is from RefSeq and is a predicted model, not a curated record. Gene Ontology annotation, molecular function: RNA binding. Gene Ontology annotation, cellular component: nucleus. Bases 1 to 1566 code for a protein of 521 amino acids. NCBI's taxonomy places the organism in Eukaryota, Metazoa, Nematoda, Chromadorea, Rhabditida, Rhabditidae.
AUGCAAGAAGAACGCGGAAGAUCGGCAUACAGGCCGAAUUGCAACGGACUUUCCAGUUAUUAUAGAGAGAGAUUCGGAAGUCAUUCUCCAGAAGUUUAUAUGAACCUUCGCAUUUCUGGAUUCGAUGAUAGAAUGGAACGUGACGAGAUCAAAAAGUUUUUGACUUCUGAAUUGAAGAAAUUCGCCCCUUUCGAGAUAAAAGUUGUGAAGAAUCCGGAUGAAGAUGAACGGUUAGCAUACGUUAAUUUUGAACGUAAUGACUGCGCACGUAAAGUGAGAUAUACCAUGAUGGAUCGAUUAAAAGCUGUUCUUGGUAAACAUGUGCAGUGUGAUCCCGCUGGUAUACUCAGAGAUCAAGAGGGAAAGUAUAUACCAGACCGAUUUAAUCGUGCUAUUCAUGAUGUUAAGAAAGACGUCGGUAGUAGUGGAGGGAAUAGGAAUCGCCCAACAAAAGAACCGUCAACAUGGCGACUCAAAAACGAUGAUGAUGAAGCUACAAGAACUCUUUUUGUCGGAAAUAUGCCCUCUGAUGUGAAAGAACGUGAAAUACGAAAGAUUUUUGAAGAUUAUGGAAAAGUUGAAGAAGUUGAUAUCAAGACACCUAUAAACACCGACGCUGCGUAUGCUUUCGUCAUGUUCCAGACGGUUGAUCAAGCAAUCAAUGCCAAAGCCGGUGAACAAGAACGAUCAUUGAGAAAUGGUGGUUCUCGAAUGAAAAUAGGUUAUGGGAAAAGUCAGGUGUCUAGGAGACUUUUUGUUGGAGGGCUUGGUGAUUGGUGUGAUAAAGAAAUGUUGCAAAAAUCUUUCGGCAAGUACGGAACUGUGGAGAGCAUCGAGUACAACAAUUACGAACCGUAUGCAUACGUUGUUUAUGAGAACACUAAGGAUUCUCAAAAAGCGUGUCAGGGUCUCAAGGGUGCUUCCAUUUCAAAAAACAAGGAUAACUUGAUCAUGGUUGAUUAUGCUAAAGAUUUGACCGCGCUGCCCGAGAAACAACAAUUCAUGCGAAAGCGUAGAGCUUCGAAGUCACCUGUCGGUGCAAAUGGACCUCGAACCCCACCAGGUUCACCGAAGGAUACCGUUCGUAAUUUUGAAGAGCUUGAUGCAACCUAUGCGGCGACCUGGAGCGGAAAAAUGGCUUUGAAGAAAACUGAUUAUCCUGUGAAAUUUUAUCGCGUUUAUGGAGCGGAAAGAUUAGUCGUCAAGCUGCUCCGAGAUGAAGAUGAUGCUCCCCUCAGAUUACUCAUCACGCAAAGACUGAGUCUUUCAUCACAGAAUCUGUUAUUCGAUAAAUUAUCCUUAUGCAAUUCCAAAGAUUUGAGUCUCGGAGUUAUCACAGGAAAAAAAGCACUCGAAGACCUUCAACCAUUAGUGAACUACUUCACAAAUAAAGAAGCUGCAGGUGUCGUAACAGUUCCCGGCGGUAUACUAUACAUCUUUCCAUUCUGCGAAUUCGCACUCAGAUUACUCAAAGAAUUCACCCCUCAAAUCAAUGUAUUCAAUGAAAAUUGCCCAUUCUUGCUGGGAGCUCUUGCCGUUCGUGCUGGAGAAACUCCGACAAAUUGA